AUGCAGAGAGAAGCUGCCUUCCGACCGGGGCUCUGCCAUCCCCUGCGCAUCAUGGGGUCUGUGGACCAAGAAGAACCGAAUGCACAUAAGGUCGCCGGCCCACCCUCCGGACUCCCGUACCCCGAUGAAGUCCCGGACUAUGGCCUCAAGCCAUACAGCCCCUUCGCCAGUCUCUCUGGCGAGCCCCUGGGCCGAUUCGGAGAGCCGGAUAGGGUGGGGCCCCAGAGCCUGCUGAGCCCGGCCAAGCCAGCGGGGGCCUCGGGCCUGAGCCCUCGGAUCGAGAUCACUCCGUCCCACGAACUGAUGCAGGCAGGGGGGUCCAUCCGCAUGAGAGACUCCGGCCUGGUGGUCGAGCAGGCGCCCGGGCCCGGCGCGGCCGCCAGCCCGAGGUUCACGCUGCCCGUGCCCGGCUUUGAGGGCUACCGCGAGCCGCUUUGCUUGAGCCCCGCUAGCAGCGGUUCCUCUGCCAGCUUCAUUUCCGACACCUUCUCCCCCUGCACCUCGCCCUGCGUCUCGCCCAAUAACGGCGGGCCCGACGACCUGUGUCCCCAGUUUCAAAACAUCCCUGCUAAUUAUUAUUCCCCCAGAACUUCGCCAAUAAUGUCACCUCGAACCAGCCUCGUCGAGGACAGCUGCCUGGGCCGCCACUCGCCCGUGCCCCGUCCAGCCUCCCGCUCCUCGUCGCCUGGUGCCAAGCGGAGGCAUUCGUGCGCAGAGGCCUUGGUUACCCCGCUGCCCGGAGCCUCACCCCAGCGCUCCCGGAGCCCUUCGCCGCAGCCCUUGCCUUACGUGGCCCCCCAGGACGACGGUACCCAAGCUGGGUACCCACCCACGGCUGGCUCUGCCGUGCUCAUGGAUGCCCUGAACAGCCUCACGGCCGACUCCCCGUGCGGGAUCCCCCCAAAGAUGUGGAAGACCAGCCCCGACCCGUCGCCAGUGUCUGCUGCCCCGUCCAAGGCGGGCCUGCCCCGCCACAUCUACCCGGCCGUGGAAUUCCUGGGGCCCUGUGAGCAAGAGGAGAGGAGAAACUCGGCCCCCGAGUCCAUCUUGCUAGUGCCGCCAACUUGGCCCAAGCAACUGGUGCCUGCCAUUCCCAUCUGCAGCAUCCCAGUGACUGCGUCCCUCCCUCCACUUGAGUGGCCAUUAUCCAGCCAGUCGGGCUCCUAUGAGCUGCGAAUCGAGGUGCAGCCCAAGCCCCAUCACCGGGCCCACUAUGAGACAGAAGGCAGCCGAGGGGCCGUCAAAGCUCCGACUGGCGGUCACCCUGUGGUCCAGCUCCAUGGCUACAUGGAAAACAAGCCCCUGGGCCUUCAGAUCUUCAUUGGGACAGCCGAUGAGCGGAUCCUCAAGCCUCACGCCUUCUACCAGGUGCACCGGAUCACAGGGAAAACGGUCACCACCACCAGUUAUGAGAAGAUCGUGGGCAACACCAAAGUCUUGGAGAUCCCUCUGGAGCCAAAAACCAACAUGAGGGCAACCAUCGACUGUGCGGGGAUCCUGAAGCUGAGGAACGCUGACAUUGAACUGAGGAAAGGAGAGACUGACAUUGGGAGAAAGAACACGCGGGUGCGGCUCGUUUUCCGGGUGCACAUCCCAGAGUCCAGCGGGAGGAUCGUUUCCUUGCAGACCGCGUCCAACCCCAUCGAAUGCUCCCAGCGGUCUGCCCACGAGUUGCCCAUGGUUGAGAGACAAGACAUCGACAGCUGCCUGGUCUACGGGGGCCAGCAGAUGAUCCUCACGGGGCAGAACUUCACGGCUGAGUCCAAAGUCGUGUUUACCGAGAAGACCACAGGUCAGAACAUGCUCUUUGUCGAGAUCCCUGAGUAUCGGAACAAGCACAUCCGUGCGGCUGUGAAGGUGAACUUCUAUGUCAUCAAUGGGAAAAGGAAACGAAGUCAGCCUCAGCACUUUACCUACCACCCAGUUCCAGCCAUCAAGACGGAGCCCACCGACGAGUAUGACCCCACCUUGAUCUGCAGCCCUGCCCAUGCAGGCCUGGGGAGCCAGCCUUACUACCCGCAGCACCCGAUGGUGGCCGAGUCCCCCUCCUGCCUCGUGGCCACCAUGGCUCCCUGCCAGCAGUUCCGCUCAGGGCUCUCGUCCCCCGACGCCUGCUACCAGCAGCAGAACCCAGCAGCCGUCCUCUACCAACGGAGCAAGAGCCUGAGCCCCAGCCGGCUUGGCUACCAGCAGCCUGCCCUCAUGGCCGCCCCGCUGGCCAUUGCCGAUGCCCACCGCUCCGUGCUGGUGCAUGCCGGCUCCCAGGGCCAGAGCUCCGCCCUGCUGCACGCGCCCCCGGCCAAUCAGCAAGCCUCGCCGGUGAUCCACUACUCGCCCACCAACCAGCAGCUGCGCUGUGGGAGCCACCAGGAGUUCAAGCACUUCAUGUGCUGUGAGAAUUUCGCACCCAGCACCGCCAGGCCCAGCCAACCCCCGGUCAGUCAGGGUCAGAGGUUAAGCCCAGGUUCCUACCCCACAGUCAUUCAGCAGCAAAAUGCCACCAGCCAAAGAGCUGCCAAAAAUGGACCCCCAGUCAGUGAUCAAAAGGAAGUAUUACCUGCGGGAGUGACAAUUAAGCAGGAGCAAAACCUGGACCAGACCUACUUGGAUGACGGUAAGAUGUUCAUUUUCUCAGUGCCCAUAAGGACGGUACCCUGA
Molecule: messenger RNA, 2658 nt
Organism: Orycteropus afer afer
Lineage: Eukaryota; Metazoa; Chordata; Mammalia; Tubulidentata; Orycteropodidae
Gene: NFATC2
Product: nuclear factor of activated T cells 2
Exons: 8
Coding region: 1-2658 (885 amino acids)
Biological process (GO): calcineurin-NFAT signaling cascade; cytokine production; regulation of transcription by RNA polymerase II
Cellular component (GO): transcription regulator complex
Molecular function (GO): RNA polymerase II cis-regulatory region sequence-specific DNA binding; transcription factor binding; DNA-binding transcription factor activity, RNA polymerase II-specific
Source: RefSeq, a predicted model, not a curated record